Acanthocheilonema viteae is the source of this 1299-nucleotide messenger RNA. Lineage: Eukaryota; Metazoa; Nematoda; Chromadorea; Rhabditida; Onchocercidae. The record is from the annotation of a GenBank genome assembly.
AUGGGCGAAGAUACGCAUUUCAAAUAUCUCGGUAUAUUCACAGAUCGCCAUCACAUUCGGGACCAAGCAUUGAUCGGUGAGGGAUAUCCAAGCGUGCAAGAAAAACACUCUGCCAGUUCACUUUCACCAGUUUUUGGACCACCGGAAGCAAAGACCUUGCAGGCAGUACCGCAUCGUUCAACAGUAACGGAAAACUAUGUUGGAGCGGCAGAUCAAAGGAAAAAGACAAUUGAGGAAAAAGUUGAAGAAAAAGAAAAAUCAAAUGAAAAAAUAUCAAGAACAAAAUUAGUCGAAGAAUUGUCUCCGGUUAAAUGUGAAUUGAUUGAUGAAGAUGAAAUGCGACAAAAACGAAAAAUAAUUCAGUUCAUUGAGCAAAUUGCCAAAUUUGGAUUAGAAGGGAUGAAAGAUGAAUUUGUGCAAUGUCGAACUUUCAUCCCAAAUGCUAUUACUCGAAGUGCGCAUGAUCAAAACUUGAAAAGAUGCCGCCAUCCAGAUGUAAUAUGCAUUGAUCAAACACGUGUUGUGCUUAAAAGUGAUGACGAUGGUUCGGACUUUAUACACGCAAGUCGAGUUCCACUUGGAGAUAAUCCCAAUGAGAUUAUUAUCACGCAAUUGCCAUUAUCGAAUACGGUGAAACAUUUCUGGGAAAUGAUUUGGCAGGAAAAUGUUCAAACAAUAUUAUUAUUUCUAACGUUAAAUGAAUGGAAGGAGCAUGCCGAUAAUAUUCAGCUCAUUCCUCGAAAAGGAAAAUGUUUGCACAUUGAAGAGUUUAUGAUGUUGACAUAUAAAAAUGAAAUUAAUAUCACACCUGAUUGGUUGGUGGGUGAGUACUAUCUAUCAAAGAACGAUGAAUCACGUCGAAUUUUAUGGCAUCAUUACAGUGCAUGGGAACCAAAUCGAUCACCAAAAAAUUCCGAACACUUUUGGCCUUUACAUUCAUCUUUAAAAAAGAUGCGUCGUCCAUAUGUAUGCAUGAGCCUUGCUGGAGCUGGGAGAGCUGGAUGUUAUGCUGCUUUAGAAUGGGCGCAUUUAAUGCUGCACGACAAGAAAGUUUCAACGAUAAACGUUGUUGAGUGCGUGCAGAAAGUUCGUACAUAUCGAAUGCAUGCUGUACAAACAAUUGCACAAUUUCAAUUUCUCUAUAUGGGCAUUCAACGCCACAUUCUUCUUGUUGAGAAAUUUCGAAAAGAAAUUUUAUCUGAGCAGGCAAUAUUUGAAGCAACGAACAAAUGUUCUUCAAUUGAAUAUAAUUAUUUCCGAUCCGGCGGUUAUCCAACAAAUGAUGACUUUGAUCUAUAA